Messenger RNA from Lactuca saligna, 1347 nucleotides. Lineage: Eukaryota; Viridiplantae; Streptophyta; Magnoliopsida; Asterales; Asteraceae. The record is from the annotation of a GenBank genome assembly.
AUGGCUAAGAAACCAUUAACAAUUCAAAAAACAGUGCUACUCACUAUAUGCCUAGUCCUUUUUAGCGUGUCAACAAUAGCCUCAAACAAGGCAGCUACUAAACCCAUGCAGCCCGUUUUCAUAUUUGGUGAUUCAACAGUGGAUGUUGGCACAAACAACCACCUCAAAAACUGCACCGCAAGAGCCAAUCACCCAUAUUAUGGGAUCGAUUAUCUACAGUCGAAACCAACCGGAAGGUUUAGCAAUGGACAAAACGCUGCUGACACUAUCGUGUUUAAAAGUUGUGAUAACAACAAAUCCCAUGAGAAAUCGGGCACACCCAAUAAUAUUGUUGGUGUGCUCUACAAUUUACCCCCCACAAUGGGCCUUGGAAGAGUGACACUUUUGGGUGGCUACAAACAUAGUCCGCCUCCAUUUCUUGCACUCCUUAAGAAUAGUUCCAGCUUCACGGGAAAAAUUCUUCAUGGGGUGAACUUUGCUUCGGGAGGUUGUGGCCUUGAUAAAGAAACGGGGAAAGAUCCUUAUGGGGUAGUUGUAUCUUUGGAAGAGCAAAUCCAACAAUUUGCAACUGUUAAAGGAAACAUUACCGCAAUACUAGGUGAGUCAAAUGGUCAACUUUUGCUUCAAGGUUCAAUGUACAUCAUGAGUAUUGGAAGUAACGACAUCAUGUCCUACAUAUUCACUCAUCCUGUAACUCCCGAGCUUUUCAUCGCCAACCUUACAGCGACAUAUGCCAUGCAUCUAAAGAACUUAUAUAGCCUAGGGGCAAGAAAGUUUGGAGUAAUAAGUGUUCCACCAAUUGGAUGUUGUCCAAUUGCCCGUUCAUUCUCUCCCGUUCGUGAUUGUGCAAAGGAGCCUAACGACUUGGCUAUUGCGUUCUAUACACCACUUGAAUCCCUUUUGAAAAACUUGAGCUCUACACUUGAAGGAUUCAAGUAUUCGCUUGGGAAUGCAUACAAUAUGACUAUGAAUAUCAUUGAAAACCCAAUUGGGUUUAAAGAUGUUAAAACAGCAUGUUGUGGGAAUCACACACAAAAAGGAAUAAGUGACUGCAAAAAAGGAGGCUACCUUUGUCCAAAUAGGGAUGAACACUUGUUCUGGGAUGCAUAUCACCCUUCUCAGGCGGCUGUCAAACUAGCGGCUCGUGAGUUGGUCUUUGGUGAAGAUCCGGAAUUUGUGACUCCAAUAAAUUUUAGCACUUUGAGAAAGGCUUGAUCUUUAGAAAUAUGACCAAAAGAGAUGAAAAGAUCAUUAAUUUGUAUCAUCUGUCACAUCUUGUAUUCAAAGUAUGGUUCAUGAAUAAAAUUCAAUAGAUUUAAGUUAUAAUGUUUUUUUGUAUUUGCAAAU